UGGGGCCCUGACAUUCUGCUGCCUGACCACAUGCAUUAUUUUUGAACUGGCCCCCAGAAUCCAGCCUCUAAACCUGCCUCUUAACUAGGUGGGCCCUCAUUCUCUCCUGCUCCUCGACUGCAGCCGUGGGGACGUAACCCCCUACCCCAGAAACCGGUCUUCUCAUCCCCUGGAGGGCCCAGGAUGUCUCUGCCCUUUUAUCAGAGGUCCCAUCAGCACUAUGAUCUCAGUUACCGGAACAAGGACCUACGCACGACCAUGAGCCACUACCAACAGGAGAAGAAGCGCUCUGCUGUCUACACCCAUGGCUCCACUGCCUACAGCAGCCGCUCCUCGGCAGCACGCCGCCAGGAGUCAGAGGCCUUUAGUCAAGCAUCAGCCACCUCCUACCAGCAGCAGGCCUCACAGGCCUACAGUCUGGGAGCAUCAUCGUCCCUGUAUUCUCAAGGAUCGGAAGUCAGCCGGAAGACAGCCUCUGCAUAUGAUUACAGCUAUUCCCACGGACUUACAGAUUCCAGUCUGCUUUUAGAAGAUUAUUCAUCCAAGUUGAGCCCCCAAACAAAGAGAGCCAAGCGGAGCCUUCUGUCUGGAGAGGAGACUGGAAACCUGCCAGGCAACUACCUGGUGCCUAUUUACUCUGGACGGCAAGUGCACAUCGGUGGGAUCAGAGACUCAGAAGAAGAAAGAAUUAAAGAGGCCGCUGCUUAUAUAGCUCAGAAGACUCUUCUUGCAAGUGAGGAAGCAAUUGCGGCCUCCAAACAGACCACAGCCUCCAAACAGUCGACAGCCUCCAAACAGACCACAGCCUCCAAACAGACCACGUCCACCCUUCAGCGAGAGGAAACAUUUGAAAAGAAGUCGAGGAACAUUGCAAUUCGAGAAAAGGCGGAAGAGCUGUCACUGAAGAAAACAUUAGAAGAGACCCAAGCAUAUCAUGGGAAGCUAAAUGAAGACCAUUUCCUUCACGCUCCCGAGUUUAUCAUUAAACCUCGUUCUCACACCGUUUGGGAGAAGGAGAAUGUGAAAUUGCACUGCUCCGUAGCCGGCUGGCCAGAACCUCGUCUCACAUGGUAUAAGAACCAGGUGCCUAUAAAUGUCCAUGCAAACCCGGGAAAGUACAUCAUUGAAAGCCGAUAUGGAAUGCAUACUCUUGAGAUCAGCAAAUGUGACUUUGAAGACACGGCUCAGUACCGGGCCUCGGCGAUGAAUGUUCAGGGAGAGCUCUCAGCAUAUGCCUCAGUCGUAGUAAAGAGAUAUAAGGGAGACUUGGACGGGUCUCUCCUCCGUGGUGGGGUUUCCACGCCUCUCAGCUUUGCUGUGACCCCUUACGGUUAUGCGUCCAAGUUUGAGAUCCACUUCGAUGACAAGUUUGAUGUGUCUUUUGGGAGAGAAGGAGAGACCAUGAGUCUGGGCUGUCGCGUAGUCAUCACUCCUGAGAUAAAGCACUUUCAGCCCGAGGUCCAGUGGUAUAGAAAUGGAGCACCUGUUUCUCCAUCUAAAUGGGUGCAGCCGCACUGGAGUGGAGACCGGGCGACACUUACGUUCUCCCACCUCAACAAAGAAGAUGAAGGUCUCUACACAAUCCGUGUUCGAAUGGGAGAGUAUUACGAACAGUACAGUGCUUACGUCUUUGUUCGAGAUGCUGAUGCAGAUAUCGAAGGAGCCCCGGCAGCACCCUUGGAUGUGGUGGCUUUGGAUGCUAACAAGGAUUACAUCAUCAUCUCUUGGAAGCAGCCAGCUGUGGAUGGAGGGAGCCCUAUCCUGGGAUACUUUAUUGAUAAGUGUGAGGUGGGCACAGACACCUGGUCUCAGUGCAAUGACACACCCGUGAAGUUUGCUCGCUUCCCAGUCACUGGCUUGAUAGAAGGCCGUUCCUACAUAUUCAGAGUCCGAGCUGUGAAUAAAACUGGAAUAGGCCUGCCGUCUCGAGUUUCUGAGCCCGUGGCUGCUUUGGAUCCAGCUGAGAAAGCUAGACUUAAAAGUCAUCCUUCAGCACCCUGGACUGGACAGAUCAUUGUCACCGAAGAGGAACCUACAGAGGGUGUCGUUCCUGGCCCCCCCACAGACCUCUCUGUCACUGAGGCCACCCGGAGCUAUGUAGUGCUGAGCUGGAAACCCCCUGGGCAGCGAGGCCAUGAGGGCAUUAUGUACUUUGUAGAAAAGUGUGAUGUGGGAGCAGAAAACUGGCAGCGGGUCAACACAGAACUCCCAGUGAAGUCUCCCCGCUUUGCUCUGUUUGACCUGGUGGAGGGGAAGUCUUACCACUUCCGUGUCCGCUGCUCAAAUUCGGCAGGAGUUGGUGAGCCCUCAGAAACAACUGAAGUGACCGUCGUAGGGGACAAACUAGAUAUCCCCAGAGCCCCUGGCAAAAUCAUCCCAAGUAGAAAUACAGAUACCUCAGUGGUUGUUUCUUGGGAGGAGUCCAAAGAUGCCAAAGAACUGGUUGGGUACUACAUCGAGGCCAGUGUUGUUGGCUCUGGCAAGUGGGAGCCCUGCAACAACAACCCGGUGAAGGGCUCACGAUUUACUUGUCACGGACUGACAACUGCUCAGAGCUAUAUUUUCCGGGUCAGAGCAGUGAACGCAGCUGGACUUAGCGAAUAUUCACAGGAUUCGGAAGCUAUUGAAGUCAAAGCAGCUAUCGGGGGAGGAGUGUCUCCAGAUGUGUGGCCUCAACUGAGUGAUACGCCUGGUGGACUAACAGACUCCAGGGGGGGCAUGAAUGGAGCCUCCCCACCAACCUCUCAGAAAGAUGCAUUGCUCAGUAGCAAACCUAAUAAGCCUUCACCACCCAGUAGCCCUUCCAGCCGGGGCCAGACAGAAGUAAGUAAAGUGAAUCAAUCAGUGCAGGAGAAGCUCAGCCUGCCACCCCAGGAGGCAGCUCCCGAGGAGCAAAGUCAAUCUGAGCCCCCGAAAAAGAAGGAAGAUCCAGUAGCCGUGCCAUCUGCACCCUAUGACAUCACUUGUCUUGAAAGUUUUCGGGACUCAAUGGUUCUUGGAUGGAAGCAGCCAGAUACCACCGGAGGGGCAGAGAUUACAGGCUAUUAUGUGAACUAUCGUGAGGUGGUUGGUGAGGUGCCAGGAAAAUGGAGGGAAGCCAACAUCAAGGCCGUCAGCGAUGCAGCAUACAAGAUCAGCAACUUGAAGGAAAACACACUGUACCAGUUCCAAGUGUCAGCAAUGAACAUUGCAGGGCUGGGAGCGCCCUCCAUGGUGAGCGAGUGCUUCAAGUGUGAAGAAUGGACCAUUGCUGUUCCAGGACCACCACACAGCGUGAAGCUCAGUGAAGUCAGGAAGAACUCCCUGGUUCUCCAGUGGAAGCCUCCCGUCUACUCAGGCCGGACUCCAGUCACGGGUUACUUCGUGGACCUGAAGGAAGCCAGUGCCAAAGAUGACCAAUGGCGAGGACUUAAUGAGGCGGCCAUUGUGAACAAGUACCUGAGGGUUCAAGGCCUCAAAGAGGGUGUCAGCUACGUGUUCCGUGUACGCGCUGUCAACCAGGCAGGCGUUGGAAAGCCUUCAGACCUUGCUGGACCCGUUGUGGCUGAAACACGUCCAGGCACCAAAGAGGUUGUUGUGAAUGUGGAUGAUGAUGGAGUCAUUUCCUUGAACUUUGAAUGUGAUCAGAUGACUCCCAAGUCAGAAUUCGUCUGGUCCAAAGAUUAUGUACCCACUGAAGACUCUCCACGAUUAGAAGUCGAAAACAAAGGCAAUAAGACAAAAAUGACCUUUAAAGACCUCGGGACAGAUGACUUGGGUACCUAUUCUUGUGAUGUGACAGACACGGAUGGGAUAGCGUCAAGCUACCUGAUAGACGAGGAGGAAAUGAAACGUCUGCUUGCCCUCAGCCAGGAGCACAAGUUCCCGACUGUCCCAACUAAGUCUGAGUUGGCAGUUGAAAUUUUGGAGAAAGGUCAGGUCCGGUUUUGGAUGCAGGCUGAGAAGCUGUCUGGCAAUGCCAAAGUCAGCUACAUAUUUAACGAGAAGGAAAUCUUCGAGGGUCCGAAAUACAAGAUGCACAUCGACCGAAACACAGGCAUCAUUGAAAUGUUCAUGGAGAAGCUACAGGAUGAGGAUGAAGGGACGUACACAUUCCAAAUUCAAGAUGGAAAAGCAACUGGCCAUUCUACUCUUGUUCUCAUUGGAGAUGUUUAUAAGAAGCUACAGAAAGAAGCCGAAUUCCAGCGACAAGAAUGGAUCAGGAAGCAAGGCCCACAUUUUGCUGAGUAUUUGAGCUGGGAAGUGACUGGUGAAUGUAACGUGCUGUUGAAAUGCAAGGUGGCAAAUAUUAAAAAAGAGACUCACAUUGUAUGGUACAAAGAUGAACGGGAGAUCUCCGUGGACGAGAAACAUGACUUUAAGGAUGGCAUUUGUACCCUGCUCAUCACAGAGUUUUCCAAGAAAGACGCUGGAUUUUAUGAAGUUAUCCUGAAAGAUGACCGAGGAAAAGAUAAGAGCAGGUUGAAACUCGUGGAUGAAGCCUUCCAAGACUUGAUGACUGAAGUAUGCAGGAAGAUAGCGUUGUCUGCCACAGACCUGAAAAUCCAGAGCACAGCGGAGGGCAUCCGGCUGUACUCCUUUGUCUGUUAUUACCUGGAUGAUUUGAAAGUUAACUGGUCCCACAAUGGGACUGGGAUCAAGUACACAGACAGAGUCAAGAGCGGGGUCACUGGGGAGCAGAUCUGGCUGCAGAUCAACGAGCCCACUCCGAAUGAUAAAGGGAAAUACGUAAUGGAGCUCUUUGAUGGCCAGACUGGACACCAGAAGACGGUGGAUCUCUCUGGACAAGCAUUUGAUGAGGCCUUUGCUGAAUUCCAGAGGUUAAAACAAGCUGCCAUUGCUGAAAAAAAUCGGGCCCGGGUGUUGGGCGGUCUCCCUGACGUUGUCACCAUUCAAGAGGGCAAGGCACUCAAUCUCACUUGCAAUGUGUGGGGUGACCCGCCCCCUGAGGUGUCCUGGCUGAAAAACGAGAAGCCACUGACCUCUGACGACCACUGCAGCCUCAGGUUUGAGGCCGGGAAAACGGCCUUCUUCACCAUCUCGGGCGUGAGCACGGCAGACUCCGGCAAGUACGGGCUGGUGGUGAAGAACAAAUACGGCUCGGAGACCAGCGACUUCACCGUUAGUGUGUUCAUCCCAGAGGAGGAGGCGAGGAAAGGAGCGGCGGAGCCUCCCAAGGGCAACCAGAAGUCCAAAUGAGCAGAGACUGGGGGGAGUUUCGAGGAGAGCCAGGAACUGCUGGCCACCCAUCGUGCUGCUGUUGUGGGAUUGGGCUACAGAUGUGGAAAUCCUCCUGGUGGCUCCAUUUUGUGCUGGCGUAGGAGGAAGUCAUCAAAUCUCUUAUUCCUACACAUGAGGAGGCACCAUUGAAGGACACAUUAAGGGUUUUAAUCUACAAUUUAUGUGGCAAAAAAAAAAAAAAAAAAAAAAACAUUAGGAAAUGAUUU
Mus pahari (shrew mouse) is the source of this 5447-nucleotide messenger RNA. RefSeq names its product myomesin 1 (gene Myom1). The record is from RefSeq and is a predicted model, not a curated record. Gene Ontology annotation, molecular function: protein binding. NCBI's taxonomy places the organism in Eukaryota, Metazoa, Chordata, Mammalia, Rodentia, Muridae. The transcript is spliced from 38 exons. Bases 184 to 5199 code for a protein of 1671 amino acids.